GUGUAUCUGGUGCGGUUUGUAGUUGGCCAAGAUUAUGGGGAGGACCCCCAUAGCUCUGACCCAACACAUGUACAUGAAGGUUUCUCGGAUAACUCCUCAUUCCAAAGAACAACUGGUGCACCAUCAGCACCAGUGAGAAAGGCAGCUGCGCCAAAACCAAAAGCAGAUUAUGGAAGGUUCUCAGUGACAACCCAGUUUCCUCCAUCCGUAUCCAUUGCCUCAUUGCUGGAUGCUGGGAAGCUCAUCAAACCAGUCACCAAAAACAAGUGUCUCCUAACCUUUGAACAAUUUGGCAUUGCCUCCAAAGAAUGGACAGAUGCAAUGGAGGUAGAGUGUGCAGUAGAUUCAGAGAAGUUUUCCUCAGGUGGAUUCCGUGAUACUUACCACUGCAAGCUAACUGGCAAAUCUGCGGGCCAAAACAUUUCAAAUCGCUGGGUUAUCAAAACGUACAACAAGAAGUCCAAAGAAGUAAUUAGUACUCAAUUAAAAACUAAUAUAGAGAGCCAUUGUCAUAGGCAAGUACAAAUGCAUGAGGUAGCUAGGCACUUAACAAAGAAGUUCCAGUCACAGGCACCACAAGAAAUGGGAAAGUGUUUUCAGUACAACCAUGUAUACUACACCACAAUAGACAAGAAACCAGCGACAGUUGAGGAAUUUGUUCCAGGCCUCUUUGCCAAACUGAUUAAUAAUAAUGGCAAGAAGGCCGAUCUGCCUGAAGAUGCAGAUAAAGAUUUGAAAGAUUUGUUGGCCAAAGCAGAGUGCCUGGUUCACUAUACCUAUGAAUCAUCCACCCAACAACUCAUGUUACUUGAUAUACAGGGAUCUGGCUACUGUUUAAAUGAUCCCGAAAUAGCAACAAAUGAUAUCAUGGAUGCCAGCAGCUUAGAAUACUAUUUCUGCUGUAGAAAUUAUUCAUCCGUGGGCAUCACAUGCUUUCUCAAUGAACAUGAAUGCAAUGCCUACUGUAAGAUGAUGGAACUAAGUCAGUAAGAGAAUGGAUUACUGGAGCAUAAUUCACCUUCCACCUUUUAUCAAGAUAGCAGCUCAGUGACUGCCUUUCAAGUGUUGUGCUGUUAGUUUAAACCUUACUUCAUGCUUCUCACAGACCAUUGGGAGGAGAACAUGGCAUGGAACAGUUCAUUUAAGAUAACAAAUCUUUUUUAUCACUGGCAUUUUUUACAACGUCCAUGAAUGUUACUAAGUCUGUAGUUCUUUGUGCUUGGACCAUUUGUUGGACAAUUUUUUUUACACAUUUGAACUACCGGUAUAAGGAAAAAAGUUACAAUAAAAUGCACUUUUAUGAUGAUGCUGAUGGUGAGGACUCUUUGUACUUCUCCUUUAAGAAAAGAUAGGCAUCUGCUGCCUCGGCUGGCUUCACCCCAUCAAUAUUGGGAAUAAUUCGUUCACAGCUCUCUCUCAGAGUUUUUGGUAA
Molecule: messenger RNA, 1432 nt
Organism: Pocillopora meandrina
Lineage: Eukaryota; Metazoa; Cnidaria; Anthozoa; Scleractinia; Pocilloporidae
Source: the annotation of a GenBank genome assembly